AGGAUCCGCUCCUGGUUUUGCUGCUCCGCUCAUCACAGCUACACACCUUCCCUCACUCUCAACAGUCCGGCGUUGCCGUGCAAGCAGAUGUUCUUCCUCUGAUGCCAAUUCUAUACAAUUUUCGCAUUUGGAUGAAGGUAUUCUUUUGCGCGAAAGGCUGCAAAGUGGUCAAGAAGCAACAGAAACUGCCUCCCUCCUCGGCUCAGUGAGAGAGGGGGAGUUGUGAACGGAUAGCUGCUUUGGAGAAAUAUACAGCACAGUAAAAACGAGCGGCGGCGAGCAGGCAGCAGUUUAUUUACCACACCUGUGAUGCGUUGUUCUGAGCAACGAAGACGCACGGCUGGGGUAGGCUACUGAUGGCCACGAUACGGCGGGAGGAGGCUAUGUGCUGAGGAAAAGACUUGGGGCGUUGUGAACAAAGCGUUAAGUGAUACAGAGGACACUCUCCGGACCUUAAGAAGCCCAGUGUGCCAGUGUUUCUUCUCUGCUCGCUGCCUUUUCAAACUUGGGUUGAUAAAAACAAAAACAAAACAAAAAACACGAAGAUGCCCUUACUUCUGGGCCCCUUUGUCCGCUGUAGGUUCAGCGCUACGCUCCUUGUGCUCUGGCUCGGCUUCGCCGUCUUCACCUGCACUGGUUCCGAGCAUGCCACAGCAACACUUCCUGCCGCCUUCUCGGACCUGUUACCUCACUUCCUGGUGGAGCCAGAGGACGAGUUCAUCGUGAAGAACAAGCCGGUGACGCUGACCUGCCGCUCCACCCCGGCCACGCAGAUCUACUUCAAGUGCAACGGAGAGUGGGUUCACCAGGACGACCACUUGAUCGAGCGGACUGUUGACCCAGCCACAGCGCUGCCAAUCAUGCAGGUGAAAAUUGACAUCACCAGACAGCAGGUGGAGAAGAUCUUCGGGCUCGAUGAGUACUGGUGUCAGUGUGUCGCCUGGAGCACCACCGGAACUCAGAAGAGCCAAAAGGCGUACAUCAGGAUUGCUUACCUGAGAAAGAACUUUGAGGAGGAGCCGCAGGGUAAAGAGGUGGCAUUGGACCAGGAGGUGUUACUGCGCUGCCAUCCUCCCGAGGGAGUGCCACAAGCCGAGGUGGAGUGGCAGAGAAACGAGGAUGUGAUCAACCCAGCGAGCGACCCCAAUUUUUUCAUCACAGCUGACCAUAAUCUUGUCAUCAAAAAAGCCCGGCUGGCGGACACGGGCAACUACACGUGUGUGGCCAAAAACAUCGUUGCUCGCCGCAAAAGCACCUCUGCCACGGUCCUAGUUUAUGUAGACGGAGGCUGGAGCGAGUGGAGCAAGUGGUCAGCGUGUGGUGCAGACUGUUCGAUGUGGAGGAGCAGGGAGUGCACCCAGCCGUCACCUGGCACCGGGGGCAAAGACUGUCAAGGGCUCGACCUCCAGUCUCUCAACUGUACCAGCGAGCAGUGCCCACAGACCGUGAGCGGGGCCGAGGAUGUGGCGCUCUACGUGGGCAUAGUGGCGGUGGCUCUGUGUCUGACUUUGCUGCUCAUCGUGGUGGUCCUGGUCUACCGGCGCAAGAAGGAGGACCUGGAUGCCGACGUAGCAGACUCCUCCAUCCUCACCACUGGCUUCCAGCCCAUGGGCAUCAAGCCCAGCAAGCCAGGUGUGUGGGCACCGCGGCCACGCAGGCCUCCCCCCCACAGCAAGAAUUCCCAUUUGCUCACCAUCCAGCCUGAUCUAACCACUACCACCACCAGUUACCAAGGCACCCUACGCUCACGCCAUGAAGCCACUGGAAAGUUUUCAAUGACCAACGGGCCUCUGCUGGACCCGCUUCCCAACGGCUCGCACACUCUGCACAACGGCAAGCUUACCUCAGACCCUGCUGAGUUUGUGAGCAGGCUGUCCACUCAGAGCUACUUUAAAACGCUGCCCCGCGAUGUAGCGAACACCUCCUAUGGGACCUUCAACUUCCUGGGAGGGAGGCUGACGAUCCCCAACACAGGAAUCAGUCUGCUCAUUCCUCCCGAGGCCAUCCCCAGAGGAAAGAUCUAUGAGAUUUAUCUCACUGUUCAGAGGAAGGAAGAUUUAAGGUUACCCCUGGCCGGCUGCCAGACCGUGCUCAGCCCCGUAGUGAGUUGUGGCCCUCCAGGGGUGGUCCUGAGCCGGCCAGUUAUCCUCAGCAUGGACCACUGCUCUGACGCAUGCCUCGAUAACUGGGCCGUCCGCCUCAAGAAGCAGAACUAUGAGGGCACUUGGGAGGACGUCCUGCUGAUGGGGGAAGAGCUGGUGUCGGAGCCCUAUUACUGCCAGCUCGAGGCCGAGACGUGCCGGCUUUUCUCGGAGCAGCUGGGCACCCUCGCCCUGGUGGGAGAGUCCCUGCACAUGGGCGCUGCCAAGCGCCUGAGGCUGGUGCUCUUCUCCGAUGCGUACUGCUCCACGCUGGAGUACAACAUCAGGGUCUACUGCAUGGACGACACACAAGACGUCUUCAAGGAGGUGAUGCAGAUGGAGCGCCAGCUCGGGGGUCGACUGAUUGACGAGCCUCACGUCCUGCUUUUCAAAGACAGCUACCACAACCUGCGCCUGUCCAUCCAUGACAUGCCCCAGGCGCACUGGAGGAGCAAGCUGCUAGCCGGCUACCAGGAGAUCCCGUUCUACCACAUCUGGAACGGUUCCCAGCGGUACCUGCACUGCACGUUCACUCUGGAGCGGCUCAGCCUCAGCACCUGCGAGCUCACCUGCCAGCUGUGCGUGUGGCAGGUGGAGGGGGAGGGACAGAGCUUUAGCCUCGACUUUAACAUCGCCAAGGCUGUGCUUCACGGCUGUCUUUCCUACCAGGACACCCGAGCUGUGGACUCCGAGUUCCUGUUAAUGGACAGUAACGCCACGGCUCUGGCAGGCCCCAGCGCAUUUCAGAUCCCGUACCUCAUCAGGCAGAAGAUCUGCAGCAGCCUGGAUGCCCCCUGUCCCAACGGAGCCGACUGGAGAAUGCUAGCACAAAGACUCAAACUUGAGAGACACAUGAGUUUCUUUGCAUCCAAAGCGAGCCCAACCUCUAUGAUCCUGGACCUGUGGGAGGCACAACAUUUCCACAGCGGCAACAUCAACCAGCUGGCCACCGUCAUGGCUGACAUUGGCAAACAAGAAGCCAUGAUAUUCCUGGUCUCUGAUGGCGAGUGCUAACCCAGAAAAGGGGGAGAGACUGGUGCAGAGGAAAAAGUACAGAACACAGCAACACACACAAAAACAACAAUUACAGCAGCAGGAAUCGAAGAGCAGAGCUGUCCUCGUGUCCCUCUUCUUUGCUAGAAGAUAGUGAAGGGUAUAUGUAGGAUUGAGUCCCUAUAUCUCAUCCGACAGAGUAAAUAUCUUUAAAUGACAGACCAAAUGACAGUUUGGGUGUGUGGGGAAAUGUAUUCAUGAACUCUGUUAAAAAGAAAAAAAUAAACUUUAUUUUCCAUUAAAAUUUGAAGUUAAAUUAAUCCACACACUCGUUCUACUUUAAAGAUAACAUAACAUUAACAUAAUGCCUUUUAUAUAAAUGGGCCAUUUAUGGCUGAUAAGGAGCAAUAUGCAAAGUAAUGCUAUUCCUGAUGGCCAAUAUUGCAAAUUCAAUGGAUUUUUUUUUUAACUUAAUUUAAAAAUUGACAUUAAAUAUCUAAUAAAAGGGA
Molecule: messenger RNA, 3643 nt
Organism: Perca flavescens (yellow perch)
Lineage: Eukaryota; Metazoa; Chordata; Actinopteri; Perciformes; Percidae
Gene: unc5a
Product: unc-5 netrin receptor A
Exons: 15
Coding region: 546-3155 (869 amino acids)
Biological process (GO): netrin-activated signaling pathway; anterior/posterior axon guidance
Cellular component (GO): membrane
Molecular function (GO): protein binding; netrin receptor activity
Source: RefSeq, a predicted model, not a curated record